Molecule: messenger RNA, 1245 nt
Organism: Chlorella variabilis
Lineage: Eukaryota; Viridiplantae; Chlorophyta; Trebouxiophyceae; Chlorellales; Chlorellaceae
Exons: 6
Coding region: 1-1245 (414 amino acids)
Source: RefSeq, a predicted model, not a curated record
AUGGUAAUUCAGAGGGCGCUGGCUGGGGCCUGGGGGCUUGUGUGUGCGGCGCCAGUCGGUUGCGGCGCCAGUCGGUUGCCAGUCGGGCUCUUUGACGAAACGACCAACGCCUGUGGCAUUGACGAGCUCCCAGAGUACUUUGAUCGCUUCUACGCAGCUGUCGACCUGAAAUUGGCCCCCGACGCCUGCGGGCGGUGCAUGUGGGUCAAGGGCCCCAGCGAGCGCCCCAUCAUCGUCAAGGUGGUGGACGGAUGCGUGGCGUGCGGGGCUGGCGCGGUAGACUUGUCCAGCGAGGCCUUCAAGGCGGUCGCUGGCGAGGGCACCGCUGCUGGCUCGCAGUCCGUGGGCUGGGUCUGGGCCGACUGUUCCUCCUCAGCCUCCUUCUUCGCCACCUGGCCCGGCUCCCGCAGCGGCGGCGCUGCUGCCGCCACCCCCGCCACCCGCAGCCGCCGCACCUUGCUGGACUCUCCAGAGGAGACCAUUCGCGAGGGCCAUGGCCAGGCAGGGGAGUUCACAGACUGGACCACCGACUGCCUGGGCGGGCGCCGCCGCUGUCCCAGCCUCUUCCUGGCCUCCUGGGGCUUCCAGUGCAGCAACGGCGACGGCACCAGCUGCUGCAUGAAGGCCAACGGCAAGUUCUGCACCCCGCUGCACCACUGGGACCGCGAGCCUGCCCCUGCCAGCUGGGUGGGCCGGGACCUGGCCCAGGAGAGCAGUGCCGAGCCCCAGCAGGAGGAGCAGGACGAGGAGGACGGCGAGGUGCAGGCCAACGGCUCCGGCUCCGGCUGGGCCUCUGGCUCUGCCAAGGGCUGGAACACCGCCACCGCCACCCACUACACCUCGUACCCAGAGUGCUGCCACAGCAAGAGCGCCGACCAGACAGAGUGCGAGGACUACAACGGCUGCAAGUGGGAGGGCCAGUUUGCGGGGGUGGGUUACAAGCCCAAGAGCUGGGUGAAGGAGCACAACAUUGUGGCAUUCUACCGGGCGCCAGAGUCUCGCAACCGCAAGGAGUGGGACAGCAAGUGGAAGAACAAGGCACUGCGGAUCCGCAACCCGCAGUCCGGCAAGGUGAUGGAAGCGCUGGUGGUGGACACCUGCUCCGACUCAGACUGCAACGGCUGCUGCUCCAAGAACGCCAAGCGCCACGGCGGCACACUCAUCGACCUGGAGCACUACACGGCGCAGCGCUUCUGGGGCGGCAGCGUGCCCGACCUCACUGCCAUCCAGUGGCAGGAGGUCUGA